Oncorhynchus kisutch (coho salmon) is the source of this 8079-nucleotide messenger RNA. Its product is annotated as ski oncogene-like. Gene Ontology annotation, cellular component: transcription regulator complex; cytoplasm; nucleus. Gene Ontology annotation, molecular function: SMAD binding; RNA polymerase II cis-regulatory region sequence-specific DNA binding; DNA-binding transcription factor activity, RNA polymerase II-specific. Gene Ontology annotation, biological process: negative regulation of BMP signaling pathway; negative regulation of transforming growth factor beta receptor signaling pathway; negative regulation of transcription by RNA polymerase II. The transcript has 6 exons. The coding region runs from base 732 to 2933 and encodes 733 amino acids. NCBI's taxonomy places the organism in Eukaryota, Metazoa, Chordata, Actinopteri, Salmoniformes, Salmonidae. The record is from RefSeq and is a predicted model, not a curated record.
ACCUCAGUUGGUUACAGCCGUUCUUAGCUGUGAACCAAUUGAUUCACGCUUAAAGCCUUGUGUUUUUUCCGACUUUACAAGGCUGCUAGGAAAAGUGGGGGAGUGACGACUUGUUCCUGGAAGAGCCAGCCUGCGGAGUCAGUCACAUUUUUGGCUGGGAUUCAAUGACUGAGCCAGACACACACAAACACAGAUAGGGGCUGCGAGGGAGAGAGAGGGGCGAGUGAGUGAGCAAGCGCAACCCAGCUCACAGACUAGCCAUCUCCAGUACACAGGCAUAUCGAACAGCAGGGGCAGACGGAGUGUAUGCGUGCGGCUAUACUGCAGUAUUCCACGGUUUAAAGGAGGUUCCACGCGUGUUAUUACUGUGUUUGAUACCGGAUACAUACAGGGAGAAGGCUUUGCUUUAUCGGUCGAUACUUUUUCUGAAACUUCAAAAGCAUUAUUCAUUUUUGGAGGAGUUUCAGAGGGACGCGUUUUAGAUAUGGACUGUCAGGAGUGUACUGCAGGGGAAGACUCGCCCGUGUCACCAUUCGCUUAGUAGGCUAGUCAACGGAAUUGGAAACUCACUGCUCGGGACUUUUUUGUGGGUGUUUGAUGAAGCGCUUUCUGCACUUGGCUAAUUCUCGGAGACCUUGGAUUUACAAGGAACCGGAACCUAUCGUUUCUUUCAAUUGUUUUAGUUUGCCCCAGUUGAAAGGAACUCUCGCUUUCAAAGUCGUAGUGAAAACAUGGAGACUGUAACUCGACAAAGCUUCCAACCUCACCCAGGACUGCAACAAACUCUCAAGCAGUUUCAUCUGAGUUCUAUGAUCUCCCUCGGCGGACCGGCGGCGUUUUCUGCUCGAUGGCCACAUGACCUCCUGUUCAAGAAGGAUGGGAAAGAGCCCGAGCCCGUGCUGCAUCUUCCAAUGCAGCCGCCGACAGUGAUGCCGGGACCACUCUUCAUCCCCUCCGACCGCUCCACUGAGAGGUGCGAGACGGUCCUGGAGACCGAGACUGUCUCCUGUUUCGUGGUCGGCGGCGAGAAACGGCUGUGCUUGCCGCAGAUCCUCAACACCGUACUGCGGGAUUUCUCCCUUCAACAGAUCAACUCGGUGUGCGACGACCUCCACAUCUACUGCUCCAGGUGCACGGCAGAACAGCUGGAGAUCCUCAAAGUCAUGGGAAUUCUCCCCUUCUCGGCGCCUUCCUGCGGACUCAUCACCAAAACGGAUGCGGAGCGCCUGUGCAAUGCCCUGAUUUACGGAGGCACCUACCCGCCGCACUGCAAGAAAGAGUUCACGGGCUCACUGGAGCUGGAGUUCACGGAGAAAAGCCUCAAAAUAUACCACGAGUGUUUCGGAAAGUGCAAGGGUCUCUUCGUCCCGGAGCUGUACACCAGCCCCAACGCAGCCUGCAUCCAGUGCAUGUACUGCAGACUCAUGUACCCGACCCAUAAGUUCGUGGUGCACAGUCACAAAUCGUUGGAAAACAGGACUUGCCACUGGGGCUUCGACUCCGCCAACUGGAGGGCAUACAUCCUCUUGGACCAGGAUUACACAGGGAAAGAGGAGAAGGCGCGCCUGGAGCAGCAUUUGGACGAGAUUAAAGAGAAAUUUGAUUUCGCCAACAAAUAUAAGAGGAAAGCAUCCAGGGCGUCGGAUCCCAUUCCAGCCAAGAAGUCUAAACAUGAAGACUUCCCAUCGCUAACCCUGUCCGAGAAGCAACCGGAUUGGCUACGAUCCCUCUCGGCUUCGGCCAAUAAGGGGCUCAACUGCUUCCAGCCCAGACAGAGGCCCUCGGCUUUCAGGCCCUGGUCCCCUAACCUCUCAGCUGGGGACAAAGACAUGCCCAGCCGCCCUCUGGCUCUCCUGAGAGACAGUCUUUACAACUUCAAGACCAUGGAGAACGCUGUGUCCCCAAACGUGGCCCUCACACCCCCACCCCUGACAAAGGCAGGGCCCCUGUCGCCGUCCGUGCCUAGCACCUCCCACCCCAGUGCCGGCAAGGCCCCAGGAAAGGGGGCCAGCCCCAUAUCCAGGACCCGGAAGAGGAGGGCCACAGGGGAGCUCCCGCACCCAGGCCACGAGCCCCCCUGCUCCCCUUCGGCUGCAGCCAGCAAGCUCCCACCCCAGGAAGACAAGGACUCAGAAGUGGAGAUCGAGGUGGAGAGCCGAGAGGAAUUCACAUCGUCCCUGUCCUCCCUCUCCUCCCCAACCUUCACCUCCUCCAGCUCUGCCAAGGACAUAAGCUCGCCCGGCGCCCAGGUCCCAGUGUGUACGGUGACGUCGGCGGUGUUGAUCCCCGAGGACGGCCCUCUCGCUGGGGUAGCAGCAGCAGCAAUGGCGGUGGUGUUGGCCCCUGAGGGCCCCGGGCCGGGGGGUCUGGAAUCAGAGUUGGAGAUCCUGAGGCAGGCGCUGGACAGCGGGCUGGACUCCAAGGAGUCUAAGGAGAAGUUUCUGCAUGAGAUCGUCAAGAUGCGGGUGAAGCAGGAGGAGAAGCUGGGCUCAGCCCUGCAGGCCAAACGCAGCCUUCAACAGGAGUUGGAGUUCCUGCGAUUGGCUAAGAAAGAGAAGCUCAGGGAGGCCACGGAGGCCAAGCGGAACCUGAGGAAGGAGAUUGAGCGCCUUCGUGCCGAGAGCGAGAAAAAGAUAAAGGAGGCAAACGAGUCUCGCGUGCAUCUGAAGAGGGAGCUGGAGCAUGCCCGGCAGCUCAGAGUGUGUGACAAGGGCUGCGAGGCAGGUCGCCUGCGCGCCAAGUACUCCACACAGAUCGAGGACCUGCAGAUGAAGCUCCAGCAUGCCGAGGCGGACCGCGAGCAGCUCCGGGCAGACCUACUGCAGGAGCGGGAAGCCAGGGAACACCUGGAGAGAGUGGUCAAGGAGCUGCAGCGGCAGCUGUGGCCCAAGGAGCAGAACACGCCUACCGAGGACAACCCCGUCAACAACUAACCCUUCCCAUAAACAACUCCGCGCCAAUCCCCCACUAUCAGCACCCAAAAUAAAACUACGCCUGAGACGACCGACACAGAAUAGAGAAAAGUAGAAAUAUCAAACCUCUAUGUGUGCGUGUAUCCAUCCUCACACAAAUUGUAUCAGUGCUUGGAUGCAUCCUUGGAGAGAGAAACAAAGGAAAUCAAAUAAAUUUGUACAUAUACCAAGUUGUUACUAGUUGUUGGUAUUUGUACAUUUGUACCAAGUUGUUACUAGUUGUUGGUAUUUGUACAUGUACCAAGUUGUUACUAGUUGUUGGUAUUUGUACAUGUACCAAGUUGUUACUAGUUGUUGGUAUUUGUACAUGUACCAAGUUGUUACUAGUUGUUGGUAUUUGUACAUGUACCAAGUUGUUACUAGUUGUUGGUAUUUGUACAUUUGUACCAAGUUGUUACUAGUUGUUGGUAUUUGUACAUGUACCAAGUUGUUACUAGUUGUUGGUAUUUGUACAUGUACCAAGUUGUUACUAGUUGUUGGUAUUUGUACAUUUGUACCAAGUUGUUACUAGUUGUUGGUAUUUGUACAUGUACCAAGUUGUUACUAGUUGUUGGUAUUUGUACAUGUACCAAGUUGUUACUAGGACAAGCACUGAAACGCACCUCUCCUCCACAAACUGAAAAUUGGAUCAGAAGAAAAAUAUAUAUAUAUAUUUAGCACAACAUUUUGUUGAGCCUGUAUUUUCUGAGACAGAGACUGGUGAACAUUUUGGAUAAAAACUUUUCUAUGAUAAAAAAAAAAGAUAAUAAUACAAUAAUUUUACAACUGGCCUGUUUAGAGACAAAAUGGAGGGCUGUCAAAAUGGCAGAGGAGCCAGGAAGUAGGACUGGACUCCUCAGGCGUGCCCCAGCAGGGCUUCUGCUUCGUUUCCCGUGAAGAAGUUGGAGAAUUUCAUGACCUUAUAAGCUAUUUAAGAGACUGCAUAACGAUAUGUAAAAAAAAUGUACGAAAACAUUUUCUUUGCUUCUUUGUGCUAUAAGAGCUUGGAGACAAAAAAAAUAUGGAUUUACAAAAAAUAUUAACAGACAGCAAGCAAGACAAACUACCACCAGUGCCAUCAUGGUUAGUCGGUGUGUAGAGGAGGCCAUUCUGAUCCAUUGAGGAAAAGUAUAACGCUUGUCUACUAUUCCAUUAAUACAUCAUGAAGUUUACUAUGGAAGGGGUCAGAGGAUUGCAUUGGACUAGAUGUUUUCUCUCUUUGACACAGGUGCUGUAUCUGUGUGUUCUGGCACACCUCUUAGAGUGAGCAUUUCAUUUAGAUAUUAACAACACACCGAAACAGCAUACACACUUGUCUUCAUUAUGUGUUUGUGAGCAUUUGGGUUAAAACCCAAAAGUCUUAUCUUAUAAAGAUAAACUUUGUGAUCAUUUUGUAUCUGGGUGCAAUCUGAAGCCCAGAUUUGUACACAGGACUUCUGCUGGGUUUCCCCCUGGGACUGUUGGUUAAAACUAGCUGAACCCGGCUUUACUGCUUUCCAUUUGAUUAGCGAGAGUUGGCAUGACUUGCUCAAAUGAAGAUCGAAAAUACAAUUUUUGAAUACUAUGAUUUUAGGUCUGGAAGUGGCGCCUUUAGCCAGAACCACAACAUUUUAUUUUUUAAUUAAAUGAUGGUAUGUAAAUAUAUAUAUAUAUGUGUUUUGUUUUUUUACAAUAAUGAAUCGCACUUUGUCAUUACAAAAUACUGUUAUAAUGCCUUAUACUCCCAUUAUUGUCUUCAAUCUUACAUUGGAGAGGAUAUAUCCAUGACAACAACAAUACAAAUACAAGUGAGCAUUUUGUUAUUAUAUGCAACUCAUUUAAAUGCAAUGUAAUCAUGUGUUUAAGACUAAAUAUUGUAAAUAAAAAGAGAGAAAAGGGGUCUACAUGCUUGCUUGCUGAUACAGUUUGGGCUGUUGGAAAAAUGUAAUUCCAAUCUUUUUUGGCACUAAUCAUACCAUUUUUGUUGUCAAUUAACAAUUAAAGACAGUGGGAUGUAGGGUUGCAAAAGAGAAAAUGGCAUGGGCGCCCAACUCUCCUAAAAUGUUGGUAUUUAUUAAUACGACAACGAUUCAUCCACGUUCCAAGGUGUGAAACACAGUGCUUUUAGACCAUUCAUAGGAAGGCAGUGAUUAUGACAGUCUGAAGACACAUUGCUCAUAUAUUUACCAGAAAAAAGAACACAAAGAGGAUUAAUAAAAAGUACAUUUUAUAAUGCUCCAGUUCAGAAUGGGAACGAUGCAAAUUACAAUGUACAUUGUGUUUAUGCUUUUUUUCCUUUGGUUGUUGAUGUUGUUGUUUUAAAUGUGGGAUAUUUUUAUGGCUUGUUUCUUAUGUUCCUUUUUUCCCAAUAGAAAACUCAUAUAUUUUCAUUCAUAUGCAUGACAUUUGAGAAGGUUUGCCAUGCAUAUAGUCAUUAUUGGGCAUUGAUACUGUACAUGUAAGGAUUGUAAUUGUGUUGUACAGCAAGCCUGUCUUUUCUAGAGGAAUCUAACCAUGUUCAUUACAUAGUUCAAGAAAAAAAACUUUAUACGUACACGCAAAAAAACACAACCUGAAGUUCAAACACAAUGCUGGACAACCUCAAGUGCCUGAAAGUGGGCAGAGGGUUUUCCAGAUCAGGAACACUGGCGAUGAAGUAACUGUUUUGUAUUUGGCCUCAGUAGGAACGUGCUCAAGAGUCAACUCCACCAUGGGAUGUCAUUACCGUCACAGUGCAGCUGUCACGCCUGUCACACAGUGCAGACACUGUCCACAGAGGGGACAUUUUCAUUCUCUCUUCUCUCUGCACUAAUCCCUCUGGAUAGGCCUGACUUGACUACAUUGCUCAAGCUACAAGAUGCAGCUUUUUCCCCCCAGUAUUUCUAACCCAAUGCAGUUUAAGGUGGUAAUUACAUUUACUCUUCUUCUUUUUGAGCAGAAACAAUUUAACGACUUUAUAAUUGUAAAAAAAAAAAAAAACAUCUAAUGAGGCAUUUUGAAUGAUCCCUUUAAUUCAUUCAGAAAUGUUCUUUUUGAGAUAUGCAUGUCAAAAAUAAUUCUAGGUAUCAACAGAUACCAUAGCUAUGCGGUAUUAUGAGGUUCACUCUAGGUUGUAGAAAAAGAUGACCUACCAUUUUUAUGUGAUUUGGUCUGUCUAUCCAAAGGUGGACAUCUCUAACUAGUGAAGAAGGCAUUAUGUCCAAGCCCCAUGUCUUAACAAACAUUAGAAAGGUCAAUGUUAUUUAGAGACUGACACUGAGUCUGUGACUUUUGCAGACCUAAAAUUGGUACAUUUUAUAGUUGUUUUUACACUCGAGUGAAUUGAUAUUUGUAGUUUCCUUUUCAUGGUUUUCUACAAAAAAAAGGGAGAAAAUGACGACAUUGGCUCUUUGCUCCCAAGUAAAAGAAAAAAACGGAUAAAUGAUUUAUUAUUUUUUAAAUAAGAACCAUUUUGCUAAAUGGAGGACAAAGAAGAAGCAAUAACAGUGAAACAGAUAAAACUAGCCAGUGUGAAGAUUUAAAAAUAAGAAUUUACAAGUGUAUAUAAUCUUUCAUUUUUACAAUAUUGUAUUAUAUAUGUACAUGGUGUUUCCUUUUUAUCCAAAACAAAUCUUUUCUCACAUCUUGUUUUGUUUUGGCUUGUGUUUUAACCAAGAACCUGUUUCAAAAAACAGUUAUUGCAGUGCAUUAGAGAAUAUUCUCUACAUAAACAUGUUGCUUAUCCAAUUAUUUCCAUUUUUAUUUUACUGUAAGGUCUUUAUAAUGAAAUACUUUUUUCACCAGUUCAUAUAUUGUUUACAAUAUAUUCAAUAUCAGAUAGUGUACAGUGCCUUCAGAAAGUGUUCAUACCCCUUGACUUAUUCCACAUUUUGUUGUGUUCCAGUUUUAAAUAUAUGUUUUAUCUCACCCAUCUACUCACAAAACCCCAUAAUGACAAAGUGAAAACAUGUUUUAGACAAUUCUGCUAAUUUAUUGAAAAUGAAAUACAGAAAUAUCUUAAUUUACAUAAGUAUUCUCAUCCCCGAGUCAAUACUUUGGCAGCAAUUCCAGCUGUCUUUCUGGGUACGUUUGUAAGAGCUUUCCACACCUGGAUUGUGCCACAUUUGCCCAUCAUUAUUUUUUUUAAAUCUUCAAGCUCGGUCAAAUGGGGUGUUGAUCAUUGCUAAACAACCAUUUUCAGGUCUUGCCAUAGAUUUUCAAGUAGAUUUAAGUCAAAACUGACUCGGCCAUUUAGGAACAUUCAAUGUUUUCUUAGUUAGCAACUCCAGUGUAGAUUUGGCCUUGUGUUGUAGGUUAUGGUCCUGCUGAAAGGGGAAUACAUCUCCCAGUGUCUGGUGGAAAGCAGAUUGAACCAGAUUUUCCAUUAGGAUUUUGCUUGUGCUUAGAACCAUUCUGUUUCUUUUUUUUAUCCUGAAAAGUCCUUAACGGUUAUAAGCAUACCCAUGACAUGAUGCAGCCACACUGCUUGAAAAUAUGGAGAAUUGUACUCAGUAAUAUGUUUUAUUCAGGACAAAAAGUUAUUUCACUCUGUCAAUUAGGUUAGUAUUGUGGAGAACUACAAUAUUGUCUCCUAUCACAACCAUUAAACUCUGUACUUUUUAAAAAUUCACCAUUGGCCUCAUGGUGUAAUCCUAGAGUGGUUUCUUUCCUCUCCGUCGUUUGAGUUAGGAAGGACGCCUCUUUGUAGUGACUGGGUGUAUUGAUACACCAUCCAAAGUGUAAUUAAUAUGUUCAAAGGGAUAUUCAUUGUCUGGGAUAUUCAAUGUCUGUUUUUUUACCCAUCUACCAAUAGGUAGGUACCCUUUGUGAGGCAUUGAAAAACCUCCCUGGUCUUUGUGGUUGAAUCUGUGUUUGAAAUUGACUGUUCGACUAGGGGACCUUACAGAUAAUUGUAUGUGUGGGGUACAGAGAUGAGGUAGUCAUUAAACAUCAUGUUAAACACUAUUAUUGCACACAGAGUGAGUCCAUGCUACAUAUUGUGUGACUUGUUAAGCACAGUUUUACUCCUGAACACAUUUAGACUUGUCAUGACAAAGGUGUUGAAUACUUAUUGACUCAAGACAUUUCACCUUUUCAUUCUUAACGUAUCAGUAUAAAUGUAUAGAAAUAUGAAUCCACUUUGACAUGAUGGGGUAUUGUGUGACAAAAA